AUGAGUGAUCCCCACGUCCUCGUUAGUGACAAAAAGUCUCAUAAUAAAGAGCCACAGGAUGUCACCAACGUCCAUUCUGUGGAAGACUCGAAGGUUGAAGAAAGGGUGCCCUGCCACUAUGCUGCCAAAAACACGUACAGGCAUCAUUGGUGGCAGGUUUGGAGGCCCGAAAACCCUCCCCCGCCCCCGGUAGCCGAUAUUGACGAUGCCCCAGACAUUCCGCUGGCUCAUGCAUCUUUCUUCGCGGAGUUAUACUUCACUUGGAUCACGCCCAUAAUGGUUAUUGGAUGGCAGCGAGCGCUACAGAUCGGAGACUUGUGGAAGAUGGACGAGAGUAGGAAGUCCCAGUUGAUGGCUGCUAGAUUGGCAGCGGCCUGGGACGCCCGCGUCAAAUCCGCGAAUGAAUUCAAUGCCCAGAUAGAUGCAGGAAUAAGGCGCCCUGGGCGUUUACGACGACUUUGGUGGAGAAUUCGGCACGGGAAUAAUGAGGAAAAGUUCAAGAAAAUGCAAGAGAUCUGGACGCAAAGGACUAGGAAAUCACCUAGCCUUGCUUUAUCCUUGAACGAUGCAUUUGGUCGACAGUUUUGGGUAUCUGGUCUAUUCAAAGUAGUCAGUGAUAUGGCCCAGCUAUCUGGUCCCCUGAUUUCCAAGUCCAUCAUCAAAUUCGCCCAAGAAAGGUAUUUGUCCAAGCGGGCAGGUGCACCAGGCCCAUCUGUAGGACGUGGCAUCGCAGCCGCCAUAGGCCUCUAUGCCGUAACUGUCAUCCAGUCCUUAUGUCAACAUCAAUGGUUCUGGCGUUCCAUGGCUUCAGGCGCGAUGGCUCGAGCGGCUCUCAUCAACUCGAUAUACACACGCGGUUUGAGUUUCACUCCUCGAUCCCGGAAAGUGCACACAAGUGCAGCACUAGUUAAUCAUCUGAGUGCAGAUAUCAGUCGUAUCGAUUACUUGUUCCAGUGGGCUCAUCCGGCCUGGACGGCUCCUGUCCAGGUUGCCGUAUGUCUUAUUAUCCUUUGUACACAGCUGGGACCCUCUGCGUUGGCCGGGUUCGUUAUUUUUCUUUUGUUAACCCCAAUCCAAGAGAGAGCUAUGUCCGCUCAACUCAAGAUGAGACGUCAUUCAAUGAAGUUUACGGACCAACGUGCCGGGCUCCUUCAGGAAGUUUUAGCUUCUAUGCGCAUCACCAAGCUCUUCACAUACGAACAGCCUUUCUUGAAACGCAUCCGGUCCAUUCGAAAGAUGGAGCUCAAGGGGAUUCGGGGUCUAACGAUGAUGAGGGCAGCGACUCUAGCAGUGGUUUUCUCCAUUCCUUCUCUCGCAGCUGUCCUCGCCUUCGUUGUCUACGCUCUCUCGGGCCACUCGAUGGAUCCUGCAAUUAUCUUUACAUCUCUAUCUUUAUUUACCAUUCUCCGGCAACCCAUGAUGUUCUUACCGCGGUCCCUCGCAGCUAUCACUGACGGCCGGAACGCCCUUGGCCGACUACAAAAAGUGUUCAUGGCGGACAGAAUGGACGAUGCAGAGGAUGCUGACAAGGGGGGACAAGGGUCGAAGGAGAAAUCUCACGCCUUGCGUAUUCUCAACGCUGACUUCCAGUGGGAGACUAUUUUGGAAAGCCAGAUUUCUGUUGGAAAGUCGACGAGCGAGGAAGUGAGAAGCGAUCGCCGAAGACACGCAAAGGAGGACAAAUCAAAGGAGUCCCACUCUAUGCCAGAAGAGCAUAGCGAGCCUUUUGGACUGCAUGAUAUCGAUAUAUCAAUCCCCAAAGGUGGUAACGUUUAUGCCAUUGUUGGUUCAGUUGGUUCGGGGAAAUCCAGUUUGAUGCAAGGGCUUAUCGGGGAGAUGCGUCUGACGAAGGGCAGCGUUUCCAUAGGUGGUACCCUUGCUUAUGCUGCCCAAGUCCCUUGGAUUCAAAACGCUACUCUCCGGGCAAACGUUACAUUUGGAAAAGAAUUCGAUGAAGGAAAGUAUUGGAGAGUCAUCAACCAUGUCGCGUUACUACCCGAUCUUCCGGUUCUUCCUGACGGGGAUCUAACAGAAAUUGGAGAGAAAGGAAUCAAUCUCUCUGGCGGGCAGAAGGCGCGAGUCAACCUCGCCCGUGCUCUCUACAGUGAAGCCGAUAUAGUGGCCUUGGACGAUCCGCUUUCCGCUGUGGACGCUCAUGUCGGCGAGCGUCUUUUCAACGAUGCCAUAUUGGGGCUAAAGGCGGAAGGGAAGACCGUCAUCCUGGUGACGCAUGCACUGCAUUUUCUGCCUCAAGUGGAUUACAUCUUUUGCAUGAGUGAAGGGAGAAUCCGGGAAAGCGGCACUUACGACGAACUGAUGCGAUCUAGCGGUGCUUUUGAGCGACUCGUUCGUGAUUCUGGGAACGAUAAGGCUAAAUCUCAGCAGCUUGGUGAAGAGGAAAGCGAGGAUGACGAACCAGAAUCGAAGCCUCCUGCGGGAGCAACAGGAAGUAGUGACGUCGGUGCGGCCCGUGGAACAGGGAAAAAGGAAGGAUUCCUAAUCAGUACCGAGUUCAGAAGAACGGGUUCCAUCUCUCGCAAAGUCUAUGCCGCUUACAUAGCCGCAGGUGGAGGGGCUCCGAUCAUGGUUGUAAUCCUCCUCAGCGCCUGUCUGAUGCAAGGUGGCCAGCUCCUUACAAGCUACUGGCUUGUGUGGUGGCAAGAAAAUACGUUUAGAAAACAUUCCAGCUUUUAUAUGGGUGUUUAUGCUGGGAUUGGAGUUGGCCAAGCGAUAGCUACGUUCCUCCUCGGUGUAUUCAUGGGCCUGCUCUCCUAUUAUGCGUCGGCAAGGAUGCAUGCUCGUAGCCUUAAAACUAUCUUCCAUGCGCCGAUGUCUUUCUUUGACACCACCCCACUUGGACGUGUACUUUCUGUGUUCGGAAAAGAUAUGGACACCAUUGACAAUACAAUUUCCGAGUCCCUUCGACUGGCCGCUCUUGUGUUUAGCUCUCUUUCUGGGUGUAUCAUCCUCAUCGCGAUCCUCGAACACUGGUUUUUGCUCAUCGUUGCCGUCAUGCUGUGUUUCUACUGUGCUUUAUCAAAGUUUUAUUCGGCAAGUUCACGAGAAAUGAUGCGACUGAAUUCGAUCCUUCGAUCUUCAUUAUACUCCCAUUUUUCGGAGUCCCUAUCCGGCCUGGCUACCAUUAGAGCAUAUGGCGAAACCCCUCGCUUCAUCAGGGAAAACGCUCGCUUGAUUGAUCACGAGAGCUCUGCAUUGUUCCUCACCAUUACCAACCAACGGUGGCUCAGCGUCAGAUUGGACACCUUGGGAGGCACAAUGACAUUUUUAGUGGCUUUGAUGUCUGUUUUCGGAGUAAACGGUGUGUCUCCCGCGCAGAUCGGAGUCGUGCUCACGUACGUUGUGCAACUCACACAAAUCACGAGUGCUCUUACGCGUCAAACAGCGGAGGUUGAGAAUAAUAUGAACGCUGUGGAGCGUGUGCACCAAUACGGUGACACCAAAAUCACAUCCCAAGAAGCGCCAUAUGAAUUACCUGAGGCAGCCCCCCCAGCUGAUUGGCCAAAAUAUGGGGCGAUAUCAUUCAACGCCGUCGUCAUGAGGUACCGGCCAGCGUUGCCACCCGUUCUGAAGGGAAUCCAUUUUGAGGUCAAAGCAAGGGAGAAGGUUGGAAUUGUUGGACGAACGGGGGCCGGGAAAACGUCCCUCACCGCAGCUCUGUUCCGCCUCAUUGAAUUAUCCUCGGGAUCCAUCCUGAUUGAUGGUCUUGACAUAUCGGGGAUGGGCCUCCGUGACCUACGAAGCCGUAUCUCCAUUAUUCCCCAGGAGCCGCUCAUUUUUAGCGGUACAAUUCGGACAAACUUGGAUCCAUUCUCGGAUCACGACGAUGCUUACCUCUAUGAUGCUCUCAGACGAUCCCAUUUUCUAGAUGCAAGUACCAAGGAACGUUUGGAAGGCGACAGCCCAAUAUCUCGAUAUUCUUUGGACACCGUAGUGGAUGUCGAAGGAGCCAAUCUAAGCGUCGGCGAAAGGUCUUUGUUGAGCCUGGCUCGGGCUUUAUGUAAAGACAGCCAGGUGGUCGUUAUGGACGAAGCAACUGCAAGUGUGGAUCUAGAAACGGACGCGAAAAUACAAGAUACAGUGAUGCGGGAGUUCCACCACAAAACGAUACUGUGCAUUGCCCACCGAUUACGGACUAUUAUUUCCUACGAUAGAAUCCUUGUGUUAGACAAGGGUGAAGUAGCUGAGUUUGGUACACCCCUCGAGCUACUUGCUCAAGGGGGAUUAUUCACGCAGAUGUGUCACCGAAGUCGUAUCGGUCGCAAUGAAGUUUUAAGGGCCCAGCCUGCAGUGCACCAAUUGCUCAGAACUCCCUAG
Cantharellus anzutake is the source of this 4335-nucleotide messenger RNA. Its product is annotated as ABC protein. Gene Ontology annotation, biological process: transmembrane transport. Gene Ontology annotation, cellular component: membrane. The transcript is spliced from 28 exons. The coding region runs from base 1 to 4335 and encodes 1444 amino acids. NCBI's taxonomy places the organism in Eukaryota, Fungi, Basidiomycota, Agaricomycetes, Cantharellales, Hydnaceae. The record is from RefSeq and is a predicted model, not a curated record. Gene Ontology annotation, molecular function: ATP binding; ABC-type transporter activity; ATP hydrolysis activity.